GCCGGGCCCGGCGGGCGGGCGGGCCGGGGGCUAGCGAUGCGCGGGAGGGUGAGUGCGCGCAGGUCUGCAGGCGGGGAGGGGUCCGCCGGCGUCCGGGGCCUGGCCCGCUCUGCUGCUCCCGGCGAGCUCCGUGCACGAGUGAGGGGCUGCAUGUAAGGCGUCCCGGGUUCCAGAAAAUGCGGGGGGGAGCCCGGGUUAACUCUGGCUGCGGACAGUAGGCGUGCGGAAGUGUAACUUGCAACUUUGUGUUAGCUUUGGACUCCCCUGGAGCGUUUCUUUGCUUUGCUUUGCUUUUUUUCUCUUUCCUUUUUUUUUUUUUCUAAAUCCCAAGUUGUAUUGCUUCUUGUAGUCCGAAUUGUGAGGUGGCUCCAGUGACGAGCCCUUCUUGUUGUUUAAAUGACCAGUAUGCGGAGUCCCGAGUUUUAGCCUCCCAGAAUUGACUGUUUUGGUUGUAUUGGCGAAUCACAGCCCUCCUAGAUGGUGAAUGUUUGAAUGAUGCACUAUGUUUUUUGUUUACAUGAGACCUUUCUGGAGAAUGACUAAUUUUCAGAGUUAAGGGAAAUCAGCCUUGCUAUCUCAUGAGGUUCCCUAAAAAAUAUUUUAGAAGCUGAAGGCAUUUCAAGCAGAUACAGGAUUUGAUGAAGCAGAAAGAACAUGGGCCUGGGGUUUGGAAAGCCAAACCCUAGCUGCUGAUGACCCUGGGAAAGUGGACCUUAGUUCUGUUUCCUAGAACAUGAGAAGAUUGUACUGUUUGAAUUUAGAACUCAGAAAGUUGGAGGCGAUCUACGAGCCCUCCAAGAAAGAGUUUGGGAAUGUUCUUCAUUGUUGUCACUUUUCCUCCAACAAUAUCCUGGUGUGGAAGUCAUUGGUCCAAAAGGAAUUUGACUCCGUACAGAAACUGGAGGAAAGUUAAUGCAAGUAGAGAGAAACAACUCUAUUUCUGCCUUAGUAAUAAGCCUACCAACAGAUUCUGCUACAAGUUUUGGAGGCAAAAAGAAUGAGUAUAUGUACCCUAAGUGUUCCCGUUUCUUCACUUUCUCCCGGCAGAAGAUGCAGCGCUUUUAGCGGUGCUGGGGUUUUGGGCUGUAUUUCUGUUAAUUCCAAUACAGAUGAAGAAGAGGUGGUAGAAGGAAAGAUGGUAGCAGAAGGAAUGGAUAAAGAGGCAAAAUUGCCUGCUAAAAAGAAAAGAAAGAAGGGUUUGCGAAUUAAAGGGAAAAGGCGACGGAAAAAACUGAUCCUUGCAAAAAAGUUUAGUAAGGAUUUGGGAUCAGGGAGGCCUGUCACAGACGCUCCUGCUCUGCUGUCUUCCAACGCCGCUGAGCAGGAUGAGGAAAGCCUUUUCGAGAGCAAUAUAGAGAAGCAGAUUUACCUACCUAGUACGAGGGCUAAGACCUCCAUCGUGUGGCACUUCUUUCACGUGGACCCUCAGUAUACCUGGCGGGCUAUCUGUAACCUCUGUGAGAAAAGUGUUAGCAGGGGCAAGCCGGGCAGCCAUCUUGGGACGUCCACCCUCCAGCGGCAUCUCCAGGCAAGGCAUUCACCUCACUGGACCAGGGCCAACAAAUUUGGAGUCACUAGUGGGGAGGACGAUUUUACUUUGGAUAUGCCUUUGUCUCCCUCCUCUGCCGGAAGCAAUGGAAGCUUUGAAUAUAUCCCUACGGACCCGUUGGAUGAUAAUAGACUGGGUAAGAGAUGUAAUAAAACAGUAUCUGAUGCCCUGAGGGCAGAGAGAGGGAGAUUUCUCAUCAAAAGUAACAUUGUCAAGCAUGCCUUAAUUCCUGGAACUAGAGCCAAGACAUCUGCAGUUUGGAAUUUUUUUUAUACUGAUCCUCAGCACAUCUCGAGAGCUGUGUGCAAUAUAUGUAAAAGAAGCGUCAGUCGGGGUAGGCCAGGUUCCCACUUAGGAACUUCAACACUCCAACGACACCUGCAGGCCACACAUCCCAUUCACUGGGCUGUUGCCAACAAAGACAGCAGCGGCGCUCUUGGAAACGGGCUGGAUGAGGUGGAAACUGAGAGGAACGAUCUCUUGAGUGACACUUUGCAGGGAGAGAAGUCGACAGGUAGCCAGGAUUUAACAGUUGAGGACCUCAGUGAGACUGAUUCAGAAGAACCUCCUUUGUUAGAGGCUGCAAAUCGGAGAUCCGAGAGUCCUGUUCGUGUUGCAGAGGAAGAUGUUGUGAUACAUGCACAGGAGAGAGAGCCAGCGUACUGUGGAAAUACUGUCUCAAGUCAAAUAAGUCAGGCAAUUAUUCAAAUGAUUGUGGAGGAUAUGCAUCCUUAUAACUACUUUUCAACACCAGCCUUUCAGAGAUUUAUGCAGAUUGUGGCUCCUGACUAUAGGUUACCAUCUGAGACCUACUUUUUCACAAAGGCUGUACCUCAGUUAUACGAUUGUGUCAGAGAAAAAAUUUUCUUAACUUUGGAGAACGUUCAAAGCCAAAAGAUCCACUUGACUGUGGACAUAUGGACCCAUGACCCAUCCACUGACUAUUUUAUUGUGACUGUACACUGGGUCUCUUUGGAAGCGACACUGUCUUCCAGUGAUGGCAGGGUCCCCGAUUUUAGAAAGUGGGCAGUGCUUUGUGUAACAGGUUUGGCUAAAGACUGUCUAAUAACCAAUAUUUUACAAGAAUUAAAUGACCAGAUUGGUCUUUGGCUUUCUCCUAAUUUCCUCAUCCCUAGCUUCAUUGUUUCUGACAAUUCCUCCAAUGUGGUACACGCAAUCAAAGAUGGUGGUUUUACCCACGUGCCAUGUCUUCUGCAUUGCUUAAAUAUAGUCAUUCAGGACUUUUUCUGUGAACACAAGAGCAUUGAGAAUAUGUUAGUGGCCGCCAGGAAAACUUGUCACCAUUUUAGUCACUCAGUCAAGGCCCGUCAGAUACUGCAAGAGUUCCAAAAUGAUCACCAACUUCCAUGGAAGAAUCUGAAACAGGAUGAAACUGGCCACUGGAUUUCUACCUUUUAUAUGUUAAAGUGGCUCUUGGAGCAUUGCUACUCUGUCCACCACAGCCUCGGUAGAGCCAGUGGAGUUGUGCUUACCUCCCUUCAGUGGACUCUGAUGACUUACGUUUGUGAUAUUUUGAAGCCAUUUGAGGAAGCCAUCCAGAAAGUGAGCGUGAAGACCACAGGAUUGAAUCAGGUGCUACCCCUAAUCCAUCAUCUACUCCUUUCCCUGCAAAAACUCAGAGAAGAUUUUCAAGUCCGAGGUAUUACUCAGGCACUCAACCUGGUGGACAGUUUAUCUCUGAAACUUGAAACUGAUACCCUACUAAGUGCCAUGCUCAAGUCUAAGCCCUGUAUCUUGGCUGCUUUGCUAGAUCCCUGUUUUAAAAACAGUUUGGAGGACUUUUUCCCUCAAGGUGCUGAUUUAGAAACUUACAAGCAUAUUCUCGCAGAAGAAGUUUGUAGUUACAUGGAGUCCUCGCAGGUCAGCCACAUUGCAACUUCAGAGUCUUCGGGGUCCUCCGCGGUAGUCACAGCCGACUCCUUUACCUCUUCCUUACGAGAAGGCGCCUCUAGUUCAGGAUCUAUUGAUAGCUCAGCUGCAAAUAAUUUUGCCAUGGGAAGCAAAAGCUUCAUGUUUCCUUCAGCUGUGGCCGUAGUGGAUGAGUAUUUCAAAGAGAAAUAUUCAGAGCUCUCGGGCGGUGAUGACCCUUUGAUUUACUGGCAGAGGAAGGUGAGCAUCUGGCCUGCUUUGACCCAAGUUGCCAUUCAGUAUCUGAGCUGCCCCAUGUGUAGUUGGCAAUCCGAGUGUAUCUUUACUUCAAAUAGCCUCUUUCAUCCAAAGCAAACCAUGAGCCUGGACUUUGACAAUAUAGAACAGCUGAUGUUUCUGAAAAUGAACUUGAAAAAUGUUAACUAUGAUUAUUCUACGUUGGUCCUUAGCUGGGAUUCCGAGAAUGAAGUAGUUCAAAACAGUGAGAAAGAAAUAUUAUCUUAAUUUCUUUUCCUCUC
This is a messenger RNA of Sorex araneus (European shrew), 3957 nucleotides long. RefSeq names its product zinc finger BED-type containing 6 (gene ZBED6). Bases 998 to 3943 code for a protein of 981 amino acids. Gene Ontology annotation, cellular component: nucleus. The record is from RefSeq and is a predicted model, not a curated record. The transcript has a single exon. Gene Ontology annotation, molecular function: protein dimerization activity; DNA binding. Lineage: Eukaryota; Metazoa; Chordata; Mammalia; Eulipotyphla; Soricidae.